Bradysia coprophila is the source of this 1742-nucleotide messenger RNA. RefSeq lists its product as uncharacterized. Gene Ontology annotation, molecular function: protein binding. Lineage: Eukaryota; Metazoa; Arthropoda; Insecta; Diptera; Sciaridae. The record is from RefSeq and is a predicted model, not a curated record.
UAUGCCUGAUGAAAGUGGAGUGACUGAAGUCCAUUACACACAUAAAGAGUGCGAUCGAAACAUCAUAACGACAACGUGACCGAUUCACCGCACAAUAUUAAAUUUAAUAUUUUCGAAAGAAUUUUUCACGCGUGAAGCCUGAAACUCGUUCCUAGUAACAAAAACGUUACUUUGUGACGAAAGUGACCGUAUAAAGAACGGAUUUUUUUUUUGACAAUAUAAAAUGUCUAAACGAGCUGCCGACGAAAUGGCCGCCCCAACACAACAAUUAAUCAAACGAUCGAAAUCUGAAAAAUUAACCCAAAAUUUGAUCGACUUGCACGAUGACUAUUUGGAAUCGAUUUUCAAGUGGCUGAAUCUAAAAGAUUUAUUGACCAUUGUCCGAGUCAGUAAACGUUUCGAGGAACUCGUCGGUUCGAUUAUUUCUAGACAGUACGCAAAAGAUUUGCUCAAAAUUACGCUUUAUGAAUAUGAUACAAUGGAUAAGGAUCCGGAUGUUCUCGUUCUGCGUGAAAUGUCUUCAAUUCUUCCGUUUUUACGCUGUUUCGGAAGCUCAACUUCGAAAUUGAUGGUCAGAUUCGAUGAAAAGAACCCUAAACAAUGCUUGGCAAUCGAAGACUAUGUUCUGAAGUUCUGCAACGAAUUAAAAGAGUUGACAUUGGAUUAUUGCCGAAAAGGAGCAUUCGACCGUAUCGAAAAACCAUUUCAGCAGGUGGAAAUCCUCAGUUUUACCGGUGGUCACCUGGGCCACAAUAUUUCCAAGUUCAAUAAGUGGUUUCCGAAGCUUCGAAGUUUGACCAUAUCGCACGCUAGUGUCGCCAACAAGUAUUGCAUCGAAGAAACAAUGCCUUCAUUGGAGCAUAUGAGUGUAAAAAUCGGAUCAGCAUCGAAAGUGUUUUCUAAACAAAAUAUUGACGGAUCGGUACGCUCAAAUCCGCAGUUACGGAGCUACAACUUAAACAAUGGUUGCAAGCCUCGUGAUCUUCGCUUUGUCAACUGUGAGUUGAAACAACUCGAAAAGCUCGAAUUUUGGAUUCAUCCACAGAAUUUCGAGAAAGGAUGUAUCCAACCGAUUAUAUUCAAAGAGGUGAAGGAAUUGACCCUGGACAUUUACGAUAAAGGAUUCAUGGUGAUGAACGACCUUUUCGAGCGUGAUUCUUCGAAAAAACAUCGAUUAGUUUGUCCCAAACUGGAACAGUUGGAGGUUCGCUGUUAUCAUUUAUACGAAAAAUACUUCGAUUUUGCUCGCGGGAAUAACUUGAAGAAAUUGACAAUGUUUUCCCAGUACGAUGGUCCAUCCAUUGAAUUCUUAACGGAAUAUGCUUCGCAUUGGCCGAACUUGACCGAAGUAACUAUUCAAGUGGAUAGUCUAAGUGCCGAUGACAUCGUAGAAUUCAUUGAAUCGUGCCGGCAUUUACAGCGACUCAACAUAUCUGAUGAACGGAAAGAUAUUGUUCCGAAAAUUGAGGAACUGAAAGCCAAGCUUCCACAGGAAUGGAAAGUGGUUUCCAUGAUCACGAAAUGCUAUUGCUAUGACUUCGAACACUCUAUCAUUCGUCAGGCGAGCGCUCCUUAAAUUUUUCAUAUUUUUUUUCUUCGUAUUUCAAUAUUUGAGUUUCGUUUUCGUUUUUGAUUUUUAUAAGUUGAAGAACUUCUUCUAAGUAUAUAACCAUAGCGUUAUCAGUCCUUGUAAAAUACAAAACUAAAUUUUUGUAUUCAUGAAUAAAUAUGCCAUUUUGUUG